AUAAGACUCUAUUGAAAUAUGUUCUGGACGAUAUUCUUACUACUUAAUGGACUGCUUAUACUAGUGCUCCUGUACUCCUCUCGCACAAGAAAGGAUAAUGAGCCUCCUCUGGACAAAGGCUUCUUUCCAUGGUUGGGGCACGCUCUUGAGUUUGGAAAAGAUGCUGCAAAGUUUUUGGCCCGGAUGAAAGAGAGACAUGGGGAUAUUUUCACAGUCUGUGUUGCUGGUAAUUACGUGACGGUGCUGUUGGAUCCAAACUCUUUCGAUGCCGUAAUAAAGGACACGGUCUACUUUGACUUCACCCGCAACAGAAACCAGCUCCUAAAAAAGGUCUUCAGCCUGCAGCUGCCGAGUAUCACACCGAGAGCAGAGAGGAACUGGAUGGAACAGCAUUUUCAAGAUGUCCGUCUCUCCAAGCUCAGCGGCUCCAUGAACACUCAUCUUCAAAGCCUGCUGCUGAGUGACCACGAUGACUGCAGCCCUUCAGGGUGGAGACAGGAUGGCCUCUUUAGCCUUUGUUACAGCUUCCUGUUCAGGGCCGGAUAUCUGACAUUGUUUGAGAGGAGAGACAACGCAUCUGCAGUCUACAAAGAGUUUCGCAAGUUUGACGAUCUUCUCACCAAACUGGCUCGAGGCUCAAUCAAGCGAGGGGAAACCAAAACAGCCAACUCAUGCCGGGUUCGACUGUGGGAGCUGCUGUCCCCAAACUGUCUGAACGUAGGGUCAGGGUCAGGGUCAAACUCGUGGCAGCAGAGCUACUACGGCUUCCUGCAGGAGGAGGGAGUAGAUGCAGAAAUGCAGAAAAGAGCUUUGCUUUUGCAGCUGUGGACCACACAGUGUAAUGCUGGACCUGCUGCCUUUUGGCUCCUUGGCUUCCUGCUCACUCACCCUGAGGCCAUGGAGGCUGUUGAAUCUGAGAUCAGAGGCCUUGCUCGCCCCGACACCACCCUGCAGCCCUCUCCCAUCGCCCUGCUGGAAGCACAGAGCACACCAGUGCUCGAUAGCGUUCUGAGCGAGACCCUUCGGCUCACCGCUGCGGUAAUGAUCAGCAGAGAGGUGGUGCAGGACAAGAUCCUGCUCACGGCCAGUGGAAAGAGCUACCACCUCCGAAAGGGGGACCAAGUUUGUCUGUUUCCCUUCCUCAGCCCUCAAAUGGAUCCACAUAUACAUCAAGAACCACAGAUUUUCAAGUAUGACCGCUUCUUAAAUGAGGUGGGGUCUUCACCCGGGGAAAAUAGGACAGUGAAGGAUAAAUUCUACAAAGAUGGAAACACAGUGAAGUACUGCACCAUGCCCUGGGGUGCAGGGAGAAGCAUGUGUGUGGGGAAAGACUUUGCUGUUACAGCCAUAAAACAAUUUGUGUUCUUGCUCUUGACCUAUCUCGACCUGGAGAUGUGUGACCCAGAGGCUAAACUGCCACCAGUUAAUCCCAAUCGCUACGGCUUUGGGGUGCUCCAGCCGGACGGAGAUCUGCAGAUCCGAUUCAGACUGAAGAAGACACUGUUUUAAAUGUGAAUGACUGUACAUAUUUGUCAAAUUGUUCAUUGAUGAAGCAUUUGUCUUAUGUAUUGCAGUACUGUUUACCAUUUUAUAUGUACUCUGAAUCUAUAUAUCAUAUUUAACUUGUUUAUUCAUAUUUUCAAUAAAAAAAUAAAAAGAUACUGACAUAA
This is a messenger RNA of Pseudoliparis swirei, 1670 nucleotides long. RefSeq names its product prostacyclin synthase-like. NCBI's taxonomy places the organism in Eukaryota, Metazoa, Chordata, Actinopteri, Perciformes, Liparidae. Gene Ontology annotation, biological process: prostaglandin biosynthetic process. The record is from RefSeq and is a predicted model, not a curated record. Gene Ontology annotation, molecular function: monooxygenase activity; iron ion binding; oxidoreductase activity, acting on paired donors, with incorporation or reduction of molecular oxygen. The transcript has 10 exons. Bases 19 to 1509 code for a protein of 496 amino acids.